Saccostrea cuccullata (small rock oyster) is the source of this 600-nucleotide messenger RNA. RefSeq lists its product as uncharacterized. The transcript has 2 exons. The record is from RefSeq and is a predicted model, not a curated record. Lineage: Eukaryota; Metazoa; Mollusca; Bivalvia; Ostreida; Ostreidae. Bases 43 to 438 code for a protein of 131 amino acids.
UGUAACCCUAACCUUGAGCAGAUAAGUAAAGCCCAGUUUUUUAUGGGCGGAGGACUACUACUGCAGAUACAGAGGACCCCCAUAGAAGCAGACAUACUAAUUUAUCAAUCGAUUGUCUCAGGGGGAUAUACUGAUAGAAUGAAACCAAAUACGAAGUCAGGACUAGGAGAGAUCAUUGACCAAAGAGAAACAACUGACCAUCAGCCCGCCUGUCAGUUUGUGUACGCCCUCUACAAGGAGGUCACAGCUCUCACUGACGACAAGGAGGAGUUUGAAAUAACAGAUCUUAUCCUCAAUGUUAAUAAGUCACUGGAGGACUUCAUUGAGAAGGAGCAUUAUAAAUCUGACAAAAAAAAUACAACCUGGAAUAUCGAACCUCCCGAGGUCCCGGUGUGUAUAGAUCAGCUGACCAAGAAACUGGUGCUGAAGACACGAUAAAAUAUAACCUUGAAUAUCGAACUCCCGGAUUCCCUGUGUAUAUAGAUCAACUGACCAAGAAGUAUGCAUUUGAGGCACAUUGAAGAAAGACUUAUAUCCAGAGAUCUAUUGAUCUAGAUUACAUGUGAUAUGUUAUUUUUGUUUAUAAUAUAUUUUGAUUAA